Molecule: messenger RNA, 1260 nt
Organism: Lathyrus oleraceus (garden pea)
Lineage: Eukaryota; Viridiplantae; Streptophyta; Magnoliopsida; Fabales; Fabaceae
Exons: 1
Coding region: 1-1260 (419 amino acids)
Molecular function (GO): RNA-DNA hybrid ribonuclease activity; nucleic acid binding
Source: RefSeq, a predicted model, not a curated record
AUGGAUCCCAUCAAGUAUAUCUUUGAAAAGCAUGCUCUUACAGGAAGGGUCUUCCGUUGGCAGAUGGUCCUAACAAAAUAUGAUAUCCAGUAUGUCACGCAGAAAGCUAUCAAAGGUAGUGUGCUCUCCUAUUACUUGGCACAUCAACCUGUAGAGGAUUAUCAACCCAUGAAAUUUGACUUCCCCGACGAAGAUAUCUUGUUCAUCAGAGAAUUCAAUGUUCCUGGCCCUGAGGAAGGCCCCGAACCAGGAUCGCAAUGGACGCUCGUGUUCGACGGUGCUUCCAAUGCGCAUGGCCAUGGAAUAGGUGCAAUAAUCACUUCUCCAAUAGGAUUUCAUCUUCCCUUUAUCGCGAGAUUAUGCUUUGACUGCCCCAGCAAUAUGGUAGAAUAUGAGGCAUGCAUCUUCAGUAUUGAAGCAGUAAUUGACUUAAGGAUCAAAAUAAUUGAGGUUUAUAGAGAUUCAACUCUCGUCAUCAGCCUAGUAUGGGGAUAUUGGGAGACCCGUGACCACAAGUUGAUUCCUUAUAAAGAGCAUGUCAUGAAAUUGAUUCCCUGUUUUGAUGAAAUCACUUUUCAUCAUAUCCCGAGGGAGAAGAAUCAAUUAGCAGAUGCUCUUGAUACCUUGUCAUCCAUGUUUAAGGUCAAGUGGAGGAAUCAAGCUCCUUCUAUCAACAUUCAACACCUGGAUGAACCUGCGUACUGUCUGGAAAUUGAGGAGGAAUCAGAUGGCAAGCCUUGGUUCUACGACAUUAAGAGGUAUGUUAAGAAGCAAGGAUAUCCAGAGAAUGUAUCCAUUAAAGAUAAGAAAGCCUUGAGGGAGCUAGAAUCCCAUUUCUUUGUAAGUGGGGGAGUACUUUAUAAGCGGAGUUAUGAUUCGGUCUUGCUCAGAUGCAUGGAUAGACACGAAGCAGAGUGGAUUAUAAUAGACGUGCAUAAAGGUUCCUUUGGGACACACGUUGGAGGUGAUUCAAUGUUUAAAAAUAUCCUUAGAGCAGGGUAUUAUUGGUUGACCAUAGAAGUGGAUUAUUUUCGUCAUGUGCAGACUUGUCACAAGUGUCAGAUCUAUGUUGACAGAAUACAUGUGCCUCAGGUGCCAUUGAACGUUAUUUCAUCUCCAUGGCCUUUUGCAAUGUGGGGCAUUAAUGUGAUCAGACGCAUUGAACCAACUACUUCGAAUGGAUAUCGGUUUAUUUUGGUAGCCAUAUACUAUUUCACCAAAUGGGUGGAAGUUGCGUCGUAUGCUAAUGUAACAAAAUAA